Molecule: messenger RNA, 2470 nt
Organism: Clarias gariepinus (North African catfish)
Lineage: Eukaryota; Metazoa; Chordata; Actinopteri; Siluriformes; Clariidae
Product: zinc finger protein 572-like
Exons: 4
Coding region: 696-2204 (502 amino acids)
Biological process (GO): regulation of transcription by RNA polymerase II
Molecular function (GO): RNA polymerase II cis-regulatory region sequence-specific DNA binding; DNA-binding transcription factor activity
Source: RefSeq, a predicted model, not a curated record
GGGGCUUUACUUCGCCGGAAGUGGACAUGAAAAAUUUUCCAUCAGUCACUGCGCCUCGCUGGAGCGUAAAAAAAUGGAGCUCGAAUAGGGAUUUAUAUAUUUAUAAUCAUUAUUAUAAGAGAUGGGAUAGUAUUAAUACGCAAUAAUUUUACAUUUUAUCUAAUCAAUAAGUCCUUAGCUUUAUAUAGUAAUCUGUAAAAAUGCACAAGUUUAAUUUACAAGAUGUACAGAUAAAUUAUUGUUGUGCAUUUUUACAGAUUACUAUAUAAAGCUAAGGAUUUAUAUAGUUAUAAAAUAGUAUACAGUUAUAUGAGUUUUUAAUAGGGUUAGGGUUACGCAUUUUAUAAUAAUAUCAGUUUUUCGCAGUGUCAAAUUUCCACAAUCAGCAGCAACAGGUAUCCGAGGUGCUUAUGUGUUACCAUGGUAACUCACAGAGGAAGUGACGUCCGCAAUUGUGAGGUUGCAGGGUGUUCCAAAUGGUAUAUUUUAUUCGAGGUUAAUUUCUUAGUAGGGAGCAACCUUUAAACUACACUGUGGAACACAGCUCUUCUUUACGUUAUUGUUGUUGUUGUUGGUGGUCUACUUCUUCUUCUUCUGUAUUUUUUUUUUUUUUUUGGGCGUAUUACUGCCCUCAGCAGGACAAACUUUUCCUUGAAAAAAGACACAGGUGUAGAUCGCAGUAAACGACCGACAGGAUGCCGACGUGUCUGACUCUGGAGACGCAGAUUUCCUCCGUGAUGGAGGGUCUGACCCGAGCGGCGGUGGCGGAGAUCUGUAAACUGAUCAACAGCGAGUGUGUGGAGAUGCGCUUAGAGAUCCGCAGGGGCCGGAAAGAGAUCGAAGCCCUGAAGGGGAAAAUCCGGGACCUGAAGCGAGAAGCGCAGGAUCCUUCAGUCAACGCGGUGUCUUUAAUCGGGGCUCAGGAGAAUCGGCUGGAUGAAGAUACCAGAAUUGAUGAUCUCAGCACAGCGUCUGAUUAUCAGAAUGAAGAACGCAUUAAGAAAACAAAUACUCCAGCACCAGGGAAGAACUUGCAGGAGAAGGAUGCCCAAGAAAGCAGGAAUUUUCAUUCAAACUCUGGAUGUAAACAGAGCCAGACGACUGUGUUUUCCUCAUAUGAAAGCAGGCGUCCGUUGAAGGAGUCCCACGUCCUUAUAGACUCGUUGACCACUGAUGCUCCAGUCAACAUUAAAGGACUCAACACUGCGGCUAUAAAGGUGGAGGGUGCGAGUACACCUGAGUCUACAGCUGAGUGUGUGACGGAGAUCUUUCAAGCUGAACAUAAGCAAUGUACAAACGCACACAGCCAAACAGCAGGAGACAACAGUAAUCGAUUUGGCUCUACAGAAGAGCUUUGGCCACAAUCUCAUUAUUCAGCACAUUUCCAUAACAAACAUCCCUCUGAGGAAGAAUCCAUCUACAAAUACGAGACAGACUUUAAUCACAUAAAUGGAAAUAGGAGCAAUGAAGGCAACCCUAAUGGCUUGCUUCUAAAGACGGAGGAGAACGAGGAGCCUUUAACCAAGACAACUACCAAUGAACUGGCAGCAUGUGGAAUGAUGGACACAGAGGCUUUGUCGUGGCCGUCUUUGAGCUUAGUGAACUUUCCGGGAAGUGGUGGAAGUCCAGGAUGCUCUUCUAUGCUACAACAGGCUGUACACGCUUCCCACCCUGAACACCCCACGUUUCCCCUCGGUGUGACCGGUGAGAUCGAGUAUACGAUUGAGCCUGAAGCAAAACAGACAGGAGGAAGAACUAUACAGCACAUGAUUCAAGCCACAGCCCUUAGCCAGAACUCAGUGUCCACGAUGCUGACGAAUGCGAAGGUUCUGCCCAUAGCUGACAUGCGGCAUAAGGUGUUCUCCUGCUCUUUCUGUCCUAAGAGUUUCCAGAGUGGUGCUGAUCUGAAGAGACAUCAGCGCAUUCACACAGGCGAGAAGCCAUAUGGUUGUGCCGUGUGCGGGAAGCGCUUCUCCCUCAGGGGGAACCUCGUCACCCACGAGAGGGCGCACAGUGGCAGCAAGCCAUUCAUUUGCCGCCAGUGUGGGAGAGCCUUUGCCCAUGGCUCCAAUUUAAGGGCCCAUCAACGUGUCCAUACUGGAGAAAAGCCUUUUCAUUGCUCUUUAUGUGACAAGACGUUUGCUUGGUACUACCCCUUCAAAAAACACCUCAGCUUGCACUUUAUGACUGGUCAAAACUCCUGAUUACAUUACUGUUUACAUAAGUCACAUCCUCAAGGCCUUGUUUGUCUUGAAAACCGUUACAGGAUUUCAAAUUAAAAUGGGAACUUAGUACUGUCUGUACAUGUAUGACUGUGGUUGUGUUUAAAUUUUUUAUUCUGCUUUCAACAGGAAAUGGGAAGCCCAGAUCAUAUGCGAUGAAAGCACUAGAAUAAGUGUCUUUGUUUGUUAAAAAACACAAUAUAAUAAAUUGAUUGAACACAAUGAGUAAUAAACCUAGUUAAAAGAUG